AUGCUAUACUCAGCUCCAUCUCACAGACCAUCGUCUUCCUACACUCUGGAGGAGUCAGCUGAAAAUAUAUUUCAGACGUCUUCUCAAAAACAAAUAAAACCUUCAUAUAUCCCAAAAAUUGGUGAACAUGAAGCAGCUAAAGGAUUUCUUGUAUCACUAACCUCGGGUUACAGUGAAUCUGAAAUGCAUCGUUUUACCUCAAGUCGAAUAGAACAAGAGACAAGAACCACUCCGUCUUAUAGUUGUAUGUCCACAGCAUCUACAAGUUACACCCAAAUGUCUACAGGAAUUCCUUUUGAAAUUGGAGCGGAAAAGUUAUCAUCACAUCAUAUCAAACCGUCUGAACGUCAUAUGUUAAUAAAACAAGAAAGUCCACUGUGUGUAGAUCUACCUAAGUUCACCUCGCAUUCUCAUCCGCCGACAGAAAGUAAAUCAAUGAAAUUUCCUAUGCCUUUUAUAAAACAAGAAAUGCUUGCUCCUGAAACAUAUAGACAACUACCUUUGCAUAGUGAACGUCAUGCUUCUUUCUCAAUAUCUCCUACUCAAAAAUCACUUCAAAGACAUUAUUCUGUUCCAGAAGGACCUGUUUUCGAAAAAUCUGAUAUUUAUAACAUUUUACAUACAAAAUCAGCUCCGUCUGGAGAAGAAUAUUAUAUCUCAUCUCCUAGUGAAUAUCCUGAAUCAUUCUUUUCAAGUCAGACAAUCAGAACUCUAAGUGCUGAAGCUUUUCCAGGUUACCUGUCAGAGCUUACCAGCAGACCAUCACUUCCGUGUGAACCAGGUCCAUCAACAGUUAUGCAUAAAAGGUUCACAUCAUGUAAUGCUACUGCAACUUCUUUAGAAAAACGUCGAUACUGUUGUCCUGAAACAGAAUGUGGGAAAAGAUUUGCUCGACCUGAUGAAUUAAAACGACAUCAUAGAAUACACACUGGAACUAAACCAUUUAUGUGCAAGUAUUGUCCACGUUCUUUCGGUCGUUCAGAUCACUUAAGAACGCAUACACGUUCACAUACAGGUGAACGACCAUAUAUGUGUGAAGCUUGUGGACGUAAAUUUGCUCGUUCAGAUGAACGUACAAGGCAUAAAAAGAUUCAUGGUUGUGGUUUAGUUAAAGAAACACCAUCAAGUGAAACUUCAUUCCCUGGUAAAUCAAUUCAUAAACCGCCUACAUGUGAAGUCACAUGCGUUUAUUCAUCACAUGAACAAAGUUUGAGUAUGUCAAUACCUAGUACCUUAUCUCAUAGUCCAUAUAUGCAGCCUAAUAUUUUUCAACCAUCUAGUUAUCCUCCACCAAUUCUCUGGCAGAGUACUUCAUCUGAAUCAAUUCCUAAUAUGCCUCCAUUUCAAGAUAUUUCAGUGGAAACAUUACGCCCACUGCCAUAUUUUCAACCGACAAUUGUUUCAUCAUUUCCCAGUAGCACAUCACCAUAUUUAACCAGUACAACAUCAACCUCCACGGAUACUCAAAGAGACUGGAAAACGUAUACCCCGCUAACAUCUCCAUCAAAUCCAGUGACAACUACGGAUUCUAUUUAG
This is a messenger RNA of Trichobilharzia regenti, 1536 nucleotides long. NCBI's taxonomy places the organism in Eukaryota, Metazoa, Platyhelminthes, Trematoda, Strigeidida, Schistosomatidae. The record is from the annotation of a GenBank genome assembly.